Messenger RNA from Klebsormidium nitens, 1958 nucleotides. NCBI's taxonomy places the organism in Eukaryota, Viridiplantae, Streptophyta, Klebsormidiophyceae, Klebsormidiales, Klebsormidiaceae. The record is from the annotation of a GenBank genome assembly.
CAAGCCAACACUGCAACAGCACUUCAUGAUUCAUCGUUUGGUUGUCAUUCUUGGAAUUGCAGCGCUCUAUAGCAGAAAACUUUGCUGAGGGAGGCUGGCCAGCAGAGUGUUGUUGAAACAGCCUUUGGCAAAGCGACUGCGGCUUAUGCUUUUGACUACAGACGAAUUGCUGCAGGAACGGCGCCGGCGCAGCUGCCGUCUGAGCGAGUCAUCCAGCAUCUGGAGGCACCAGUUGAAAACGCUGUUGUAGCUUAUAGUGCUUGUCCUCAAGACAUUGGUUGAUUGCUAGGUGCACCACUCUUUCUAUCAGACCCCGAGGCAGAUUUUGGAGGAGCCAACUUUGAUUGAGCUUUUGUCACAUUCUAGACCAAUUGUUAGGCGCCAUGGCACGUGCGGCUGUUUGUGGGGCUUCUGUCCAAGUUAUUGGACCCUCCACCCAUUUUACAACCAACCGAAGCACAGAACAAUCCUUAGCCAGAUAUCUGCCUUCUCCAAUCUUUAGUCCGUCCAAAUUGCGACAAAGCGACAGAACCACAGCCUCCCUGGUCAAGGCCCAGUCUGGGCGGCAAUUGAAAGGCUUGUAUAAAGUGGACAGAUUGCGAUCGUCAACGUUUGCUGGCGAAAGUCUUCCUGCAAUCCAAAGGGCUCAUGGUGGUAAAAAGUGCAAGGGAUGCAGGACAUCAGCAGUCACAGCAGCCGCUGCGCAAAGCGACACCGCUGAAGGCUUCCAAGCGAUGACUGCCAGUCCCAAGCGGCGCUACUACAUGGUGGGAGGCAAAGGCGGGGUGGGGAAGACCAGCUGUGCAGCAGCCCUGGCAGUCAAGUUUGCGAACAGCGGCCACCCCACUCUAGUUGUCUCCACCGAUCCCGCCCACUCGCUGAGCGACUCCUUCGCCCAGGACGUGCGAGGCGGGACGCCCGUGCAAGUAGAGGGCACCGAUCUUCCCUUGUAUGCCAUGGAGAUUGAUCCAGAGCAGGCGCGUGAAGAGUUCCGAGGCAAGGCGGGCCAAGACGGCGGCAAGGGCGUGAAGGACUUCAUGGAGGGCAUGGGGCUCGGUGGUUGGGUGGAGCAACUGGGGGAGCUCAAGCUGGGGGAGUUGCUGGACACACCGCCCCCGGGUCUGGACGAGGCGGUAGCCAUUUCCAAAGUGGUCCAGUUCAUUCAAGCUCCCGAAUACCAGAAAUUCACGCGCAUCAUUUUUGACACCGCACCUACCGGGCAUACUCUCCGCCUGCUGUCCCUCCCCGACUUCCUAGACGCCUCAAUCGGAAAGAUCAUCCGACUGCGGCAAAAGCUCUCGAGCGCGACCGCCGCAAUCAAGGCGGUUUUCGGGCAGGACGACAGUGCUAAGGGGAAGAACGCGGUGGACAAGCUGGAGCAGCUGAAGGAGCGCAUGCUUCAGGUGCGGGGCAUCUUCCGCGACACCGAGGCCACCGAGUUCGUCAUCGUCACCAUUCCCACAGUAAUGGCGAUCAGCGAGAGUGCGCGGCUGCGAGAGUCGCUGGUGAAGGAGGGCGUGCCCGUGAAGCGCCUCAUUGUCAACCAGCUCCUCUCGAAAACGCCCACCGACUGCAAAUUCUGCAACAUCAAGCGGAAGGAUCAAGCUCGAGCACUGGACCUCAUACACACUGAUGCAGAUCUGAAGGAUCUGAACAUCAUUGAGGCACCGCUCUUUGACCUUGAAAUUCGGGGCGUGCCGGCCCUGCAAUUCAUGGGUGACGUUGUAUGGCGGUAGUUGCCUCCUUACUGAGAGCAAAGCAAGGCUACACUGGCACGUGAUUGUCAUAGCCAAGUAUCUGUGAACGUUGUAAAAUGUUGUCAUUCUUCCAUCACAACGACCAGAAGGACGUGCAUAAUGGUAUGCAUGACGAUUUCUGGUUCUGAUUCUCUAGUGUGGCUUUGAAUAAGCUUGCCUUAAUCGCCACAUCCACGGCCGUCGAUAUGGUUCAACUUUAGC